This is a messenger RNA of Phytophthora nicotianae INRA-310, 501 nucleotides long. RefSeq lists its product as hypothetical. The coding region runs from base 1 to 501 and encodes 166 amino acids. The transcript has a single exon. NCBI's taxonomy places the organism in Eukaryota, Oomycota, Peronosporomycetes, Peronosporales, Peronosporaceae. Gene Ontology annotation, biological process: heterochromatin formation. The record is from RefSeq and is a predicted model, not a curated record.
AUGGCCGACGUAUACGACCGCGGACGUAAAGACCAAGACUUCAACGUUGGUGACCAAGUGUACCUAAGCACGAAGAACCUGGACACAGUGCACACGGGGUUUCCCAACUCACGCAAGCUUGGACCCAAGUGGAUUGGACCGUAUUCCGUCGUGCGCAAGGUACACCGACACGCGUACGAGAUCAACUUGCCGCCUGGACUCAAGCUACAUCCAGUCUUCAACACCGGCUCACUCAAGCCGUACGAGUCUCCGACGCGUCUCUCGCGACCUCACGAGGUAAUAUUGCAUGAUGGCCGGGUGGGACAGAUCGUCGAAGCAGUUGUCAACAAGCGUCAGCGCAAGGGGAAUGUACAGUACCUCAUUCGGUGGGUGGGUGAGAAGAAGGCGACGUGGGAACCGCUUGAGAACCUUCACCAAGUGACCGGGUUGAUCCAAGCGUACGAAAACAAGACGCCUAAAAGAUCAAGAAAAAGACGACGUCAAAUUUCUGAGGCGAAAUAG